Triplophysa dalaica is the source of this 1521-nucleotide messenger RNA. RefSeq names its product caspase 3, apoptosis-related cysteine peptidase b (gene casp3b). Gene Ontology annotation, cellular component: cytoplasm. The record is from RefSeq and is a predicted model, not a curated record. Gene Ontology annotation, biological process: apoptotic process; positive regulation of apoptotic process; neuron differentiation. Bases 568 to 1389 code for a protein of 273 amino acids. The transcript is spliced from 7 exons. NCBI's taxonomy places the organism in Eukaryota, Metazoa, Chordata, Actinopteri, Cypriniformes, Nemacheilidae.
CACCUUUCUCUGACGCUCUACUGUAAUGUCUAGCGCGUCACCAAACAACGAAAAGUUGAGCGUGUUUUUUUCAUUAAAUGAAAGCUUGCCGGACUGCAGCACAAUGUCAUUCUUUGGGUGCGAUAACUCCGUUUUUGAUAACGUUACGCCCGAUAUAACAAGCGUCAGGUCGAAAGGGUUACGAAGUUUACAGCUAUAUAGUAUACUUCUGACAUUCAUAAACAAAAACUGUCGCCGUUUGAAGUUUGGCAGACAACGUUAAUUAUACGUAUUUCUUAACAUAUCAAUACUCAAACUUAGCAGAAAAAAGUCCAUUGCUCUACAAUACAUGAUAUCAAAGUAUCGCGAGAAGUAAGCAUGCGCAACUGUCUGCUCUCGCGGUACUUUGAUGCCAUCUGCAGGUCGAUCUGCGCAGCGCCGCAUGAGAUGACGUGGAACGUGCCUAAACAAGUAUCUAUAAUUGCCGGUGGCUUAAAACGUUUCAAUUUCUCUUUCAGUGGGUAAAGCACACCUAAGACAUCGUGACAGCUGAACGUGAAGUCAACUUAUCUCGCUUGUGAAGUCACGAUGGACCGAGGACACGACUGUGUGGAUGCCAUGAAAGUGGUAUCACACGCCACGGAUCAUGGAGUGGAUCAUGCGGAUGCCAAAGCCUGUUCACACUCGUUUAAAUACAACAUGAAGCACCAAAACAUGGGAUUGUGCAUCAUCAUCAACAACAAGACCUUCAACAGAGAAACAGGAAUGGGUGUUCGUAACGGAACGGACAUGGACGAAAAGAACACGUCAGAGGUCUUCGAAAAGCUGGGCUUCAAAAUCAAGGUCACGAAAGACCUAACUGUCUCGCAGAUGAAGAAUUUGUUAACCAAAGUGUCUAAGAAAGAUCACAGUCAUUCAGCGAUGUUUGUCUGUGUGCUGUUGAGUCAUGGAGAUGAGGGUUUGAUCUACGGCACAGACGGCUCUAUGAAGCUGAAUGAACUCUUUAAACUCUUCAGUGGAGAUCACUGCUCCACACUGGUCGGGAAACCCAAACUUUUCUUCAUUCAGGCCUGCAGAGGAGAUUAUCUGGACUCAGGCGUAGAGACUGACAGUGUGGAGUCCAAUGGAGGACAGAAGAUUCCAGUCGAGGCAGAUUUUCUGUAUGCGUUCUCCACUGCACCAGGUUAUUAUUCCUGGAGGAAUGUUGCUCAUGGCUCAUGGUUCAUCACAUCUCUGUGUGACAUGCUGUCCAGAUACGGCAGGCAGUUGGAGAUCUUGCAGAUCAUGACACGUGUCAAUCAUAAAGUAGCGCUGGACUUUGAAUCUUCCUCAAAUCUACCCGGCUUCGACGGCAUGAAACAGAUCCCAUGCAUUGUGUCUAUGCUCACCAAAGAACUCUAUUUCCCUUAAUAAUGCUACUACAACUUAAAAUGUGUUUUUAGCACUUUAACACAUCAAAAUGUUUUUAUUAUUUUCUAUGAUGUGUUAAAUGAAUUCAUUGCUGCAUUAAGACACAGGUGAUAAAUAAACAUUAAUUUGGUA